Messenger RNA from Columba livia (rock pigeon), 6518 nucleotides. RefSeq names its product pyridoxal kinase (gene PDXK). Gene Ontology annotation, molecular function: pyridoxal kinase activity. NCBI's taxonomy places the organism in Eukaryota, Metazoa, Chordata, Aves, Columbiformes, Columbidae. Bases 154 to 1098 code for a protein of 314 amino acids. The transcript is spliced from 11 exons. Gene Ontology annotation, biological process: pyridoxal 5'-phosphate salvage. Gene Ontology annotation, cellular component: cytosol. The record is from RefSeq and is a predicted model, not a curated record.
GCUCUCGCGCUCCCGCCUCCCGCGCGCUGGGGGGGCGGGGGGGUGUGUGUGACAGGAGGGAAGGGCGAGCGCGUGACGCCCGCCGCGCUCCGCCCCCGCCGCUCCUGCUCCCGGUGCCACCAGCUCGGCCCGGCGCGGGCGGGCGGCGCAGCCAUGGAGCCGGAGCGCGAGUGCCGGGUGCUCUCCAUCCAGAGCCACGUCGUCCGCGGCUACGUGGGCAACAAGGCGGCCACCUUCCCCCUGCAGGUUUUGGGAUUUGAAGUUGAUACGGUGAACUCUGUCCAGUUUUCAAACCACACAGGUUAUGCCCACUGGAAGGGUCAGGUGUUAAAUUCAGAUGAACUUCAUGAACUGUAUGACGGACUUAAGCUGAACAGUGUCAACCAGUAUGAUUAUGUACUCACAGGAUAUACAAGAGACACAUCAUUUCUUGCAAUGGUGGUGGAUAUUGUCCAGGAGCUGAAGCAACAGAAUUCUAACCUGGUGUAUGUAUGCGAUCCAGUGAUGGGUGACAAAUGGAAUGGAGAAGGCUCUAUGUAUGUGCCCAAGGAUCUCCUCCCAGUUUACAGGGACAAAGUGGUACCUGUUGCCGAUAUCAUUACUCCUAACCAGUUUGAAGCUGAGUUACUCACUGGCAGGAAAAUUCACACAGAAAAAGAAGCUUUAGAGGUAAUGGAUAUGCUCCAUGCCAUGGGACCAGAGACUGUGGUGAUCACAAGCUCAGAUCUGCAGGCACCUCUAGGAAACGACUACCUAAUUGCUCUGGGAAGCCACAGAAAAACUAACGCAGAUGGUACCAAGGUGACACAAAGAAUUCGAGUGGAGUCUCCUAAAGUGGAUGCUGUCUUCGUUGGAACAGGAGACUUGUUCGCUGCUAUGCUUCUGGCAUGGACACAUAAGCAUCCAAACAAUUUGAAGGUGGCGUGUGAAAAGACUGUGUCAGCCAUGCAACAUGUUCUGCAAAGGACCAUUAAGAGUGCAAAAGCACAAGCUGGAGAAGGAAACAAACCAAACUCAGCCCAGCUGGAACUGAGAAUGGUCCAAAGCAAAAAGGACAUAGAAAACCCAGAGAUCAUAGUGAAAGCUACUGUGUUAUAAAGGCCGUAUGUCUCCAAUAACGCACAAUGUAUUGAUGUCCUCAUUUCUUUCCUGUAAAUUGUAAUAUUUGCCUUAGAUCUGUGACAGAAACCUGACUUUCAUGAAAUAGUGCCCAGCAUAGGCAGAUAUCCACUCUCAAACAUAUGUGCUGGCCUUGCUCAGCUUUAAAAACAAAACAGUUAGUGUGUAUUGACGCGUAUUACCAGGUAUCAAAAAGGCUGUCAAGUUAACUCAGUGUGUGUAAUUACCCAGGACAAGAGAGUACCAUGUUCCUGCCUUGCCAAAGACUUCAGAUGUUUGACUGUCUGGAAAAAACAUUUCAAGAUAGUGAAUGGAGCUGGCUCCAUGCUCCCUUUUCCUGCACAUAGCUGGCUGGCUACCUACUCUGGUAUUCAGUAUCCCAGCUGCUAUGAAACUAAGCAGAGUUAAAACCGCACACCAAGUUCUGGUCGUGUGUAGGAGUACUUGUAAGAUGUUUGGCAUUUAAGUACUCUGAAGUGACCUUGAGGUGUCAUUCAUGUUACUCACAACUGCUCCUUGUUUCUUGUCUGUGAACAGCUGCACGGUUUCAGUUUUUGCAGGUGCUGGCUACUUCUAAUGUCCAUGGGUGCUUACAUGAUCUUCUUCCAAAAGCUGCUCCAGAAAACAUCUUCAUUAACAAGAUAGUAUCUUUAUUUGGUAGCAUCGAUUAGAAGUUUGUAGUUCUACCUCUGAGGUCAGGUUUGAUUCCUUGUUUAGCUUUUAACUAAGGGCAAACAUUCUGUAAGGACGAAAGAGAAAGCGGGUCUCACCCUGGAAGCUGGCUACCCUGGUUUCUUCUUCAUGGGUGGAUGUAUUUACAAACUACAUAGGGCACUUUCACUUCACAAUAGUGAGCACCACUGGCAGGCUUAUCAAUGAAGCAGUGUUGUUAAAGUAACAUUUUUAGUUUAGUAAGGUUUAGUAAGUUACAUAUGUUUACCAAAUGCAGUGAAACAUACAAAAUUAAUUUGUUCUCAUGUAAGCCUCUGCAGUCUUCGCUGAUUAGAGUUGACAGAAAGGCGUUAUUAUUAAUGCAUCUUUAUUUCAAAAUUCUGCUUCAUAAGGCUUCAAUGUGGGAUUCUUAAUAAUUUCAGCGUAGUAUACGUCACAGCCACAUAUACCAGAAGGACAGAUAUGCUGACAGGCACUGACCACUCGUACUUCCAUAUCAUUUUUGUAUGGGACUGAGGUUUUUACUUCUCCCAAGAUGAGGUCUAGUGUGGUGUUAAUUCCAAAUUCAGUUGAUGAGCUUUGUUUGUCUCAGGAGGCACAGGGAGAAUAAAACUGCAUUUCUGCUUGCAGUAACAUGAAGCAAAGUUGCAUUAGAGGAAAUGGCUGAGCUUUUUUUGAUUACCUGAGUAUGCUCAGGAAACUCACUCAUGGGUAUCUCCCAGAUACCUUUCCUGCCCCUUCCUCAUCACACCUGCCUAACUGAUGGCAUCACUUGCAUAGCUUGGGAGUCCCCAGAAGAGCUGGUUUGGAGAUUGCUUUGGCCACUGAAGUCUUCACUUAUUCCACAAUUUUUGUGUGUUUUCUGCCAUUUUACCUAGUAGAAGAGUAAUUUGUCCUUAAAGUGAAUUUUUAGCUGAGCAGAUUUUUUUUCAUGGAGUAAGAUUUCAUAAUUAAUACAUUUCUGAAAUCCCUUUUUUUCAGUAUCUCCAAAGCAAAUGAAAUUUAAGAGAUGGAACACAUUUUGCAGUAAAUGUAAGAGACAAACUUCAGGCUUCCCCACUCAACAACUAAUAAUAAUUUUGUUUCCUUUCACGCAUUUGGCUUUAGAAAUGAAGAGAAUAUUCUUAUGAGAUUAGAAUUUUAAGGGGGAGAAAAAUUACCUACAAAACAUGAUUCUGCUGCCACAGUUUUUAGUAACCACUGCCGUGAAAUAACUUUCUAGCAAUAAUAAUUUUGGUGAUGUGAACAGUUGCUAAGAUUAGCAGUCAGUAACAGAGAUGAGCUCAUAGCUGAUAUCCAACAUGUAAAAAUAUGUAAACUAUCUUAACAGUGUGUAUAAAUAUUGAUGGGAAGCCGUGAAAAGAAGGAGCCAGACUCUCCUCAGCGAUGCCCAGCAAAGGUAUAAGAGGCAAUGUGCACAAAUUGAAAUACAGGAAAUUCCAUUUAAAUGUAAAAACAUAGAAUUCACUGUGAAGGUGAUCAAACACUGGCACAGGUUACGCAGAGAGGUUGUGGCAUCCCCAUCCUUAGAUAUAUUCAAAACCUGACUGAAGAUGGUCCUGAGCAAUCUUCUGUGUUUGAUCUUGCUUGUGCAGGAGCAUUGGACUAGAUCAUCUCCUGAGGUCCCUUCCAACCUCAGCCGUUCUGUGAAGUACAGUGAAUUGCCUUUCUUUGCAGUGCUGUAUUUUUAAAUUGGUGCAUUUUUUUUUCUUCCUGAGACACAAACAUUCAGAAAGGCUAGGAAAUAGCUCAGUAUUAAUAACUUUUCCCCCGUUUUAGAUCAGCUGCUUUUUGCUUGGACACUUAUACCAGGAAUACAAUUGCCUUUUUUGAGAUAGUUGCUUUCAGCAAUGAUAUUUAAAUAUUGUAGCUGGUGAUGCAUUUCAACAGUUGAACGCAAAGGAUUUUAACUGUUUCUAGCACUGAGAUUAAAGAAGUGUUGCAUGUUAUAUUCCACACAUGAGUUUAUUUAUCUUUUAAAAUUAGAGUGUUCCACAUGGAAGUGUGUAGUCUCCCUACAAUCCUCUUGGGAAGAAGGGAUCAACAUACUGAACUUCCCUGCCUGUAUAUAUCAUAGAAUCAUAGAAUCAUUUUGGUUGGAAGAGAUCCUUAAGAUCAUUGAGUCCAGCCAUAAUCUGUAAGAUCAUAAAGUCCAACCAUAGCCUAACCUAGCUCUAGCACUAAACUAUGUCCCUAAGAGCCUCAUUUAUGUCUUUUAAACACCUCCAUGGAUGCUGACUCCACCACUUCCCUGGGCAGCCUGUUCCAGUGUCUGACAACCCUUUCCAUGAAUAAAUGUUUCCUGAUGUCCAGCCAUGGUCGACUUCACAGCGUUAUGCUUGACACCCUUACCCAGUUGUAUCCAAUUUUGCAGCUCCUGUGGGCCACAGACAAAAAUCUUCAGAUGGCCAAGCUUUGAGACCUCUACUGUUGUCCCUCAGAUUGCCAAGAAUUAGAUGAAUAUCAGGAGCAGUUCACAUGCAGUAAAUGACACUUCCUCUCUAGGGUCCCAUGGCUCCAGUACGGAGCAGGGUCUGGCAGCGGCUCCUGGGCACCAUCUCCCAAAGGCUGUGGGUUGCCCAGCACCCUUUGUACCCAUUGUGGCUUCAUUGCCACUCACAUCCCUGGCUUGGGAGCUGCAUGGGGCCAAACUGAGAGCCAUAUGUUGGCCAUCCCUGCACUAGGGCUGUGCAAAAUUGAGGUUCUUCAUUUCUUCACAUCAGGGGAUCAACACGAGAGAAGCUCAAAAUUGCCCUUUAAUUUUUCUUUUUUUCUAAAAACAACGUUAGGUAUACACCGUCAGAAUGUGCUGUGAGAGAAACUCUGGCUGUUGUAAGCAUGAACACAUGGGAAAAGCCCUUUUAGUAAGUGUGAGACAGCACACUUGUUUUUGGCACUAAAAGCAGAUUUUCACAAGGGAACUGAGAGAAAGACAGGGCUGGUUUCCUCUGAAAUAAAGAAGCUUGGAAUUUAGGAAACUUAAAGCUACCUUACAAACAGGGUUUCAUCUGUAACCAUAAUGAACCUAGAUCUUGCUGUACAAGAGAGUGAGACGUUUGCUGGAGCAGUUUUUACCUGUCAGGCAUGAUCUUUUCCCACUACUCCAAAGAAAGAAUCGGUCCAGUAAUUCAUACCUUCCUUAGAAUCCGUGACAUAUUUAUGCUAAAAACAAAACAACAACAAAAAACCACAAACCACGCAAACAAAAAAACCCACCAAACCCGAUAACAAUACUAAUGUGCUCAAUUUACAAAAGUUAGUAGCUGGAUUCCAUAGCAAUGGGCUGCUGGCUUUUCCUGCUUAAGUCCCUGGGAGUUUCUUAUGUGAUGCCUGUUUUAAAUUCCCACUGACCUGAUCUAAAUUUGGUCAGGUCUGUGUCUUCAGUGAAGAAUUUGGCUUAACAUCUCUUGCCAGGAACAAACACCAGAAAUUAUCUGUAAAUAUAUUCUGUAGCUAACGUUUUGUAGUCACAACAGGCUAACAGGUAUUUUAAAAUGUCAAAGUAUACAUACUUAAUACUUGGAUGCAUUUUUGUGUGGAGUUACACAGUGCUUUUCAUAAUGUUUGCAGAACAAAAUUCAAAGACUCAGCACAGUCCUGUCCAGUCUUUUAUUCCCUCGUCUCCUCCUGCAUGUGAUAUCUCUAUCUGAGUUCCUGCUGUUUUUCUUGUGCAGCUGGAAAGCGUCUCAGUAUUAGACAGCUGACCAAUAUUUGUUUAAGGGCCAGGAGGAGACUUAUCAGUGUUGUCUAAUCCACUUGCAGAUCCUUAGGUAACGAAAAAUGGUUAGUCUAAAUUAGUUUAGGUCCCGAUUUAUUACAGAAGAACAAGCACUUUAGCCCAGAGAAGGGAGUUAAUAAGUGGAUAAUCUUCCAUGACCGUCCUAAGAGCACGCGAGGUGUCUGUCACCCACCAGCCCAGCACUCACCAGUCAGGGACCUCUGACUCCGCUGCCGCGUGUGCUCCUGCGUGUACCCGGGCAGUUGGCAGUGGGGAAAGCUUCUCGUGCUGAAGUACCCACUCACACGGCAGCAGUGAAUGCUUUGUGUUUGUGGCCAGUCCGCUUCUCCGACAUUCUUUCCCUUACUGGAAGUAAUUUGUGUUGGAUCCCCUUCUUUUCUGGAGUCACCCUGGCAGUGUAUGUGAUCAGCCAUUUUCAUGACUGCAAGUGCGCUCAUUUGUGGAGCAAUCGUGCAGGAGGGAGCAAAAGUUGUUUACAAAUGAUCUACUCUAUUCUGGGCCCAGAUUAGUCUCUGUGUGCUUAAAAUUCCCAUGUACCUUUUUGGGGGACAUUGUGCUAAAAUCAAUGCUAUUCACACCUGAUAUAAUUUUUUUAGAACUCUGCAGUCUGAAUUGUUGACUUCAAUGUUUAUUUGCUGAUUUUUGUCAUAAGUGGGAUAAAUCUAUGUGGGAUAAGUCUAUAAUCAAUGUGUUAUACAAAAGAAUCGGAGAACCAAGGUUGCCAGCUACUCAUACUGCCUUUUGGGUAUCUUAACUGUAUCUUGAUUGGAUGGUGUUAAUUUGUUGUCUGAGACUCGUUAUGGUGAUUGUAUUGAUUUAUUUUAUUUUAAAAUAUGUGGCAAGGAAGAUUGUAAUAAAAGCAUCUACAUUUAAUAUACUGUGCACACACAAAUGGUUAGAUCCUAUUUUUGAAUACACUAAUCAUUUCAGAAUUAAACAGAACAAAAACAGUUUGGUAGUCUUACUGAAUAAAGCAGAUGUAAUUAAA